AGAGAACAAUUGCCAUGAUUAAGGGGAACAGUCGUCCUUUAAAGUGGCCAAUAAAGGUCAAUGGAUGAAUCUGAAGUUGCUCUUACAAUGUAUUUAUUAUCAAAUCACUACAUCAAUCAGAGAAUACUUUAACCUUGCGAGAAGCUACGUGUCACUCAUAAAUAGACGUGGAAAUCCUGCGUAUAUUAUAUUGGCCAACAAUGAACACUACGUCAUUGUGCACGAGGACAACUGUGCCAAGGGAAAUCUAUAGAAGACAGUCUCUAUAGAGAAAAUUAUCAUGUAGAUGGUUUAUUACUAAGUUGGCCUUUGAGAGCUCAUCUUGCAACCACUAUGCUGUUAUAGAUAAUAGCGUUGGGCGAUAUUGAAUCACAAGGACAUUUACCCUGCUCUGAUUUGGAUCAUCUAUAUUCAGUGGCAUUACAUCGUUUUUUAUUCAGCGUGAAAUUGAUUACAACCACUCGAGAUGACUGAUUUUGACGAUCGAGCUAGAUAACAAUGUUCAUCGACUGUUGCAAGGUGAUCACAUAUUGGAUCUAACUACAUCAACGAUUUGGAUUACUUUAUUUUGAUUAACAAGUUAACUGCAAAUUGAAUCCAGUGUUGAAUGUGUCCAUAUGUCGAUGCUCUACUCACAUCAAGCACGAGAAUCAGGAAUACCAGUAUAUCAUACUACUGAGAAUUAAUUAAAAAGCCUGGUUGUACUACUUAAUAGUUACCCGAGGAGAUUUACACACGAUUGCUAGCACACAUCUAUAAAUGCUGUCAUGUCUUUGACACAUGAGAUUAUAACUUACCAUGCAUAACGAAUGGUGGGUAAUAAGACAGUUGUGAAAAAACGAGAGAUGCGCAGUGGAUCGAUCGUUGAAUAAGUGUGCUGUCUAAUACCACUAGAAUGAUUCAAAGGCUCAACAACUACCUCAUUGACUUUUAUCGGCGUUUCGAAAGGCGUUUGACAGUCAUUAUGUAUCAGUUUGGCACACCAUGGAUGUCGCAUGCCGGCAGUUUGCAGCUGGUAAAAGCCUUCAUAUUUGUCUUCCAAUUCUAAAAGACAACACAGCAUCAAAUCAGGAGUAUAAUCUAUCAGGGGACGAGACCACAGACCUCAGCAUGUUGCUCUCAUCCUACCAUCACCCCCAUCUGCAGGGGAGCCAUGGGACUUAUAGCCACAAUCGCAGGAAAAUAGUGGGAGCCGAGUCUAUGGCCUCAGAUUUGCAACCCGAGUUACCAUUCGGACACAACUGCAGUACAGAGGGUUGUGAGUGGGUGCGCAUUAAUGUGAGUGGACUAUAUUUUGAAACGAGGCUAGUUGUGCUCAAUAGACAUCCAAACAGUGUCCUUGGUGACCCAGAAAAACGUGAUAAAUAUUAUGACUCCAAUCGUAUGGAAUAUUUCUUUGAUAGACACAGACCAUCGUUUGAAGCGAUAUUUACUUGGUACCAAAAUGGUGGAAAAUUAAGACGACCACAAAACAUUCCAGAUGAAAUAUUCCUUACAGAGGUUGGGUUUUUUGAACUUGAUAAGGAAAUUGUGGAAGAUUAUAAAAAGGAUGAAGGAUAUGCUGAAGAGGAGAUCAUUCUUCCAGAGAACGAGAUACUCAAGACAAUUUGGAUGUUAUUUGAGUAUCCAGAGACCUCAAGGUUAGCUUUCAUAAUAGGAAUAUUAUCAUGUCUUUUUACAAUGACUUCCAUAGUGCUUUUCUGUGUAGAGACACUUCCACAUUACUCCAAUGACACGUGUAGUGGUCCAGAUGAUCCACCAAGUUUCGUGGACCCCUUCUUUGUAAUCGAAACGAUGUGUACGGCAUGGUUCACAAUAGAAUUCAUCAUUAGAUUAAUAUCGAGUCCAAACAAGCUAAAGUUUUGGAAGGAUGUCAAAAACUUAGUGGAUUUGACUGCAGUCGUACCAUACUAUGUGACAUUGAUAAAUGUUAUAAUUACAAUGACGUGCGAGAGCUCAAAGACUAGCUCAUCUCUAGCGUUCCUGAGAGUCAUCCGUCUCGUGAGGGUAUUCAAGCUCACAAAACACUCUGCUGGGCUACAAGUCCUUGUCCUUACCUUUAAAGCUUCCAUGGGUGGCCUUGGCCUCUUUGUGAUCGCAUUGUUCGUAUGCACAUUGGUAUUUUCAUCAACUAUAUAUUACAUGGAACUAGGCAUCCCUGGUUCAGAGAUCAACAGUAUUCCGGAUGGCUUCUGGUGGGCGGUUAUCACUAUGUCAACAGUUGGGUAUGGGGACAAGGUGCCGAAAGGAACAUGGGGUAAAAUAGUGGGAUGUGUAUGUGCACUUUCAGGACUUUUAACGUUAGCAAUACCUGUGCCUAUUAUUUUAGAGAAUUUCAUCAAGUUUUAUGCACACAAAACUGGUCGAGGUCGGGUUGGAUGAUAUCGAGCCCAUCUUGACCUGAGUCGUCCAGAUUACUGCUGUUUGCCAAAACUCACGAACCCAAAUAAAGAUGAUUGAUUACCCAAAUAUGGAGACACGAUGCAAUAAUGGAGGCUACAUUAUAACAUAUUAGCCAGCUUGGCGUUUCAUUUCCUUUUGUAUCAUUGGCAAAUAUAGCUCAUGAAACUACCAAAGACUAUUCAAAACCUUAAUUAGGUUGGUGCUAAUGACACCAUCAAGUGUUAAUACACAUAAUUGUAAGUUGUAACUCCUGAGUUAAAUGGAUCAUCUUUAGAUAAAAAGUGAGAAGAUGCAUGCAUCCCUAUAUCUAUAUAGUUCCAGAGAAAAUGAGAAAGUGGUACACGUCUAUCUGGUGUUUGUAUGCCCUUAGGAAAAUAAAAUGAUGUUAGUUCAAUUCAAAGAUAAUUGCAAUAAUCCUAAAGUAGUGAAUAAAACCCAAAGUGGAACUCUGAACUUUGAAUAACAUUGUUUUGAGAUUAACAUCGUCAUUUCGAAUGAAAAGAUAUAAGACCCAAUUGGGUAUUCCAUAAUCGUUAUAAAGUGCAUCCCAUUUUAGCGGUGUACCCAAGAGUCCCCCAUUUUCUUGAUGCAUUUAGA
Molecule: messenger RNA, 3000 nt
Organism: Owenia fusiformis
Lineage: Eukaryota; Metazoa; Annelida; Polychaeta; Sabellida; Oweniidae
Source: the annotation of a GenBank genome assembly